AUGAAUUCCGAUGUGGAUCCUGCGGGUAUCAAUCCUGUGGGUAUCAAUCCUGCGGGUAUCAAUCCUGUGGACAUCGACCCUGUGGACAUCGACCCUGCAGAUGUCGAUUGCCCUGGGGAAGUACCCGAUGAAGUUCCCCCUCGCUGUGACCCCCCCGACAGUGAAACAAAAGACGGUGACGAACACGAAUCAAACGACAGCGCCGAUGCAGAAGGGGUGAUAAGCUUCCUCUCCAAAGUAAGCGAAAAUAUAACCAACCUGUGCAGGAAUGAAGACCAAGUUAGCACCAAAAAAAAGGAGAGUGAAAAAAUGAAGAAAGAACUCAAAAGGGUAUUAAAGUUCAUCAAAACAAACGAACAAAAACAUAGACAGAAUGAAGAGCAUAUAAAAGAUCUAAAAGAAAAGAUAGAAAAAUAUGCCAUUAAAAAUAAAGAAAUUACAAAGUGCUACGAAGAAAAAAAAAAGAAUAUCCAACUUCUUCAGGGAGAAUCUGACAAACUUCACAACUUAUUUGAUAGCAACCAGAAGAAGGAGGACAAAUGGAAUAUCGAGAGGGAAAACUACUUAGAAGACAUAGAGUCCCUAAAAACUCAUAUAGAAGAAUUAGAAAUAAAGGUCGAAAAAAAGAAUAACGAAAUUGAAGGGCUAAAGAGGGAAAAUGAACACAUCCUGUUAAAAGUUGACAACUUAGAAAAGAACAGCAAAGAAUUAAAAAAUGAAAAUAUCGAAAUGAGUGAAAAUCUCAACGGGGUGAAAAAAGAAAAUGUGAAGAAGAACAUCACGAUAGAUAAUUUGAAGAAAGAAUUGGAGGAGAAAAAAAAACUAGAUGAAGAAUACAACAAGGACAAAUUGCUGAUCGAAAAGAAUACAGAAAUUUUGAUAGAGGAGAGGAACUAUAUCAAUGAAGAGUUGAUAAAAACACAGAAGCUGCUGGAAAAUCAAAUUAACAAAAAUAGAGAUCUGCAAAAUUGUAAGUCGAACCUUCUCGAAAAGGUUGACUUGCUAGAAAAAAAACAAAAAGAUCACUUAAAAAAAAAUGCCGACUUGGAAAAGAAGCUGCAAGACUUGAACAAAAAAAAUAAACUCCUCAUGAAUGAAGCGAAAAUGAAAGAAAACGAAAUUGCCAAUAACACCUCCGUUAUUAACGCCCUCACCAAUGGGAACUCAAAAAUGAAAGUAAAACUAGACCAGGAAUGCUUCAAAAUAAAACUAAUGCAGAAGGAAAACAAAUCGCUAACUAUUAAUGUUAAGUCACUCACGUAUGAAAUUCAGAAUUUACUCAAACUGACAGAAGAAAUAAAAAACAAGUACCAAAAUCAGAAGAAAGAAAUUAAUGACCUCAUUGUAGAGAAGGAACAAACCAAAAAACUUAUUGAAAAAAUAGACGAGGGUAUUAAAAAAAGUACAGAAUCUGCUAAGAAGGACAAAAUGUUUAACAUCAAUCUCGAGAAAGACAUUAAAAAAAGUACAGAAGAAAAAAACAAACUGAAUGAAGAAAUUCAAUCCCUCGUUAAGGAGAAAGAAAAAUUAAUACAAGAGUUAUCAAACACGAGUAGUAAAGUCAUAAACAGUACCAACGAGUUGAUAAAUAAAGACAGCAAAAUUGGGACCUAUCUUAAAAUUAUUAAUUCUUUGAAAAACGAUCUAGCUAAGGAGAAGGCCCUUUAUGAAAAUAUAAAAAGCGAAAAAAUUAAUACCAAUAAGAGUCUCACAGAAAUUAAAGAAAAACUGUCGACUCUGGAAGAGAGACACAAAAUACAGAACAACGAACUAGAACAAAUAAAAAAUGAAAAAAAAAAUAUAGAAGCAAAAAUUGGAGAUUCCAUGGAGGAUAAAAAAAAUGCUAUAAGUCAAUGUGAAAAGCUAAAGGAACAAAUUGAAAAAUUGAAAAGUCAUCAUGAAGAUAGCAAAACGAAGCAACUGCACGACAAAAAAACUAUCGAACAACUAGACUUUGAAAUUAAUGACCUAAAUAACAAAUUAAAAAACUAUGAAAAGAGUGUUAACCAAAACAAGAAGGAGAAAGAUCUUCUAAACAACGAAGUGAAGGAAAAAAAUGAACAUAUAGCAACACUCAAGGAAAAGCUCAAGCUGCUGCAAAUCUCUCAUGAUAAACUAGACGUCGAUAGUAAAAACCAUCUACAAGAAAUUAAAAACUUGAAUAAAAAAGUUGCCAACUUGAAAUCCUCCUCCGAACUCUCCAAUCUCUCCAAGGAACAGUUAAACAAUACAAAGCUACAAAUUAACUCGCUCAAAAAGGAACUAAUCAAUGAACAAAAUAAAGUCAAAACCUUAUCGGAGGAGUUGGAAAAACCAAUAAAUAUCCACAGGUGGAGAAACAUCGAGGGGAAUGACCCCACUGCCUUCGACUUGAUACAGAAACUUAGAUGUGUACAAAAAAAGUUAAUAGAAAAAACGGAGGAGUCCAUGAAGAAAAAUAGCAUAAUACAGUUGAAGACAAAGGAAUGCGAACAGCUGCAACAGCAGCUGGGCAAUUUGUCCAAGCAACCCGACGUGCAGGAUGUCACUCAAAUACGCAAGAAGCUGCGCGAGAAGGAGACACUCAUCAAGUCGCUCACGGCGGAGAUUUCGAUGUAUCAGGAGGAGACCGAGAAGAAGGCCAAGCGGAGAGGUUAA
Messenger RNA from Plasmodium cynomolgi strain B, 2637 nucleotides. RefSeq lists its product as hypothetical. The transcript has 2 exons. The record is from RefSeq and is a predicted model, not a curated record. Lineage: Eukaryota; Apicomplexa; Aconoidasida; Haemosporida; Plasmodiidae. Gene Ontology annotation, cellular component: cytoskeleton. The coding region runs from base 1 to 2637 and encodes 878 amino acids.